CACACCAGGAUCAUAAAUGAUCAGUUUCACUUUAUAUUUUGGGAGCAUAAACUGCCUUAAAACCUAUAAGUCUGUUUAUUCUGUCCGUAGAGGCGAAGUACAUUAGUUUAUACGUAAUUAUCUGAUAUAGUCACCUUGUGAAAGAGACAAACGCAAGAACACUAUAAGAGGGAAGAUAUUUUAUUUUGAUUCUGUUUUUAUAAUGGGUGUAGUUCUUCGGAAUUUGCAGAAUGUGGUGUCUCUGAGACGCGCCAGGCUGCGCAAAGAUGUGGAAACACUGAGACACAUUUUCGGCGUUCAGAAGUUUGACUUGGGCAUCAUAUGUGUGGACAACCGCAAGAUUCAGCGCAUCAACCACAUCUACAGGAAGAAGAACCAGCCCACAGAUGUCCUGUCUUUCCCUUUCUAUGAGGAUAUGAGGCCAGGCAAACUACCAUGUGCCCUCCAAAGAGAUGAUUAUAAUUUAGGGGACAUUUUUUUAGGUGUAGAGUUUGUAAUGCAACAGUGUAAAGAGACAUCCCAGGAUCUUCAUGAAAGCCUUACAGUGGUCACAGCACAUGGAAUCUGCCACUUACUUGGAUACAGACAUGAAACUGAAGAGGAGUGGAAUGAGAUGCUACAGAAAGAAAGUUAUAUUCUCAGUGAGUUCAACAGGCUAACUGGCCGCCACCUCGAACCACUUACAAAGAGAUGCACAUAGGACAUGUGACAAUAGACAUUGGAAGGAUUCUUUACAAUAAUUGGUGGACUUCCUGG
Messenger RNA from Xyrauchen texanus (razorback sucker), 756 nucleotides. RefSeq names its product ybeY metalloendoribonuclease (gene ybey). Gene Ontology annotation, molecular function: metalloendopeptidase activity. Lineage: Eukaryota; Metazoa; Chordata; Actinopteri; Cypriniformes; Catostomidae. The coding region runs from base 203 to 700 and encodes 165 amino acids. The transcript has 4 exons. The record is from RefSeq and is a predicted model, not a curated record. Gene Ontology annotation, biological process: rRNA processing.